AUGCGAGUAUACGAAUGCAGUGGUCAUUGAAGGUUGUCAAGCGUAGGCAAGAUGGUUUGAAAGCUGCCAAAGAGGUUGCUGCUACUUCUAUUCUUGUCUUUGACUUGACUUUCCAAGAAAGGAUUUACGUCCGGAGCUUAAAGAUCGUCACCAUCUCAUUCGAAGAGAGUUCAGAGUCGAUGUGAUGAAAUGGCGGUCCGGACCUCGACGACGUCAGAGAGCAGUGUUUGAAUCAUUGAUGGUUCUUCGGUGCUUCUGUCGCAAGGUGAGGGUUCAGCAUGUGCAUGAAGGGUUGCUGAUGAGACCACUGGAAACAAAGACAUGCAUGGUUGCUGUCGGCCGUCUGCGAGUGAUUGGCUGCGCUUGCAUGCUUCCCGCCUGUCUCUACCCGCCACAGCUGAGUAGAUCCUGGGCUUGUCACGCAGUACAACCAGCGAGAGCCGCAAUGCUUGGUCACUGUUUGGGGGGCGUAGGUUUUCAGCAAUUGGCCGGUUUCGUAGUUCAUCUCCAGAUCACUAGUACGACAUUGAGCCGCCGAGCCGGUUUGUCUACCAAAGCCUGCUCGUUGUCAGCCGCUAACCUCCACAGGCACGUCCGUUUCCAACCUCUGCCCGUUGAUCGCAAGCGGCCAACGGUAGGUACGUAAGUGCAGCGCUACAGGCCGUGUUCACUCAAGCCAAGCGAUGGACCCAAAUCCGGUGGACGAGGCUAACGCCGGCUGGCCCAACCUCCCCCUCCCUGGCAUUCCACAGCUUGAUGAGCAUGGGAUAUAAGAAGGAAGGCACAUUCCUCCCAUUGUUGCCUUCUGUUUACACAUCAAUCCGCCUCGUCAACCUUAAG
Aureobasidium subglaciale EXF-2481 is the source of this 840-nucleotide messenger RNA. RefSeq lists its product as uncharacterized. NCBI's taxonomy places the organism in Eukaryota, Fungi, Ascomycota, Dothideomycetes, Dothideales, Saccotheciaceae. Bases 185 to 646 code for a protein of 153 amino acids. The transcript has a single exon. The record is from RefSeq and is a predicted model, not a curated record.